AUGAUGAAUAAUAUAAAAACACUUGAUAUUCAAUCAGAAGAUAUAAAUUCAUUUGAUAUAAAUACAGUACAAAAAAUUUUUUAUUCUGAAUCAUCAAUAAUUCAUUGUUAUUUAAGUGAAUUUCAAGAAGAGUUUAUUUUAAAUAAUUCACAUUCAUCUAUGAAAGAAUUAGUAAUUAAUUCAUGUGAUUAUUUAUGUUUUGUCAAUAUUCUUAAUCAUUUUUGUUCACUUGAAAAAUUAACAAUUAAUACACUUUUAAUGUCAAGUAAUGUUAUUUUAGGAUCAAAUCCUUUCAAAGAAAAUUCAAUAUUAUUAAUUAAAGAUUUAAAAAUAUGUGCACAUAGUAUUCCAUUUGAUUAUCUACAACGAUUAUUUCGGUAUUUUGAAAAUAUUCAAAUAUUUUCAUUGUCAAUUGUUAGUGAUGAAGGUUAG
Messenger RNA from Rotaria sordida, 432 nucleotides. The record is from the annotation of a GenBank genome assembly. Lineage: Eukaryota; Metazoa; Rotifera; Eurotatoria; Philodinida; Philodinidae.